This is a messenger RNA of Camelina sativa (false flax), 1134 nucleotides long. Lineage: Eukaryota; Viridiplantae; Streptophyta; Magnoliopsida; Brassicales; Brassicaceae. The record is from RefSeq and is a predicted model, not a curated record.
AUGACAUCGGUUUGCCCUGGAUGGAACUAUACUACGAACCACUCGUCUGAUGAGGAUGGUCGCAUCAUCGUUAUCUGGAAGGACCCUGCGUUGGUAAGAGUGUUGCAUCAGUCAAGACAAUCCUUAACUUGUGAAGUCAAUAUUGCCAAUAAACUUCAGUUUGUCUAUACAUCGGUCUAUGCUUCAAAUUUAAGGGAAGAAAGAACUAACCUCUGGGUUGAGCUCUUACGUAUUCAGCAGUCUUUCUCUCUUGACACCUGUCCUUGGAUUGUUGGAGGAGACUUCAACCAGAUCAUUCAUCACAAUGAGCAUUCUUCUCCCUCAGUCAACAGCCUGUCCCCACCAAUGUCGGAGCUGAAAGACUGUCUGUCUCAAAUGGACCUAUUUGACCUUCGUUUCCAAGGCCCUCUUUUUUCUUGGAGCAACAACCAGCCCUCUAACCCCAUUGCCAAGAAGCUUGACCGUGUCCUUGUCAACAACCACUGGAUCACCCUCUUUCCAGAUAGCGUUGUUACUUUCCUUCCCCCUCUACCAUCAGACCAUUGCCCAAGCCUAGUUGACCUCGCGUAUCAACUCCCCAAAGCAGGCACCCGCCCUUUCAAGUUCUUUAACUACCUCACUAAACACCCUAACUUCCUCCAGCUGGUACAUGAAGCUUGGACUCAGGCAGGAAGCUUUGCUCUCAAUCUUACUGAUCUCUGCUGGAAGCAAAAGACCAUUAAGGGAGACCUAAAAACCAUAAAUCGAGAGAAUUUUUCAAAAAUACAAGAGCGAGUGAGUGAAACUAACCGUUUGUUGCAAGAUGUGCAGGUACAGGCCUUAAAUCAACCAUCACAACAAACUUUCCAGCUUGAAAAGGACCUCCACGACAAAUGGACGUUUCUGAGGGACAUUGAGGAAAGUUACUUCAAGCAGAAAUCACGAGUGAAUUGGCUCAAGGAGGGAGAUCUCAAUACCUCUUACUUCCAAAAAAUUUGUCAGGCUAGAGCAAGUUACAACACCAUCCGGUCUUUCCUCCUGGAAUCUGGUGACUUAUUACUGGAUCCAUGUGAAAUGAGCGACCACGCCAUAGCUCACUUUACUUCAAUCCUGUCGCCAAACCACUCUGUUUCACCUCCGCUAUGGUCUUCCUAG